AACGCGUGCUUAUGUCUGCACAUGCGCAUUAAGGCUGGUCCAGCCUGAGAAACAAGCUUUUCUUGUUGGUAAAAACUUCAUUCUGUUGUUCCUGUUUUUGCGUUCGGAUGUUGAAGAAUACACAUCAGAGAAUACACAUAAAAUUCACGCAUGGCUUUUCAGUCAUGGCCACCCGUUUCGGGACAAUCUUCACUCUGCUUUCUGUUUUUCUUCUUUAUUGGACUUUGCCGUCAAUUCAGGCAGGACAUUCUCACACCUCAGUCAUACAACGAAAAGGCUUAAUGCCUCAGACUAAAAUGAUUCAGUCAUUGGACAAAACGGCAUCGCACCUCAGACUGAAAGGCUUCAGGUCUCAGGAAAAACGACGUCAGUUGUCAGAGAAACACUCGCUGUAUUACAUUUACACUUGUUUGUCUAAACCUGUGGAUCUGCCGGGCAUCUAUGAAUUCAGUGCUAUGGGUCUGCUGGAUGACAGACCAAUCGACUAUUACAAUAGUAAAGACAAGAGAAGGAUUCCCAAACAACAGUGGAUGAAAGAGAAAAUGAAGGAGGAUUACUGGGAAAAAGGCACUGAGUCCAGAAAGAGCAAAGAAGAGUGGUUUCAUAAAAAUAUCAACAUUCUGAUGAAGCGAAUGAGCCAAAGUGAAUCAGAUCUUCAUGUUCUUCAGUGGAGAGUUGGUUGUGAAGCUGAGGGAGAUGAAGUGAAGUUUUCCAGAGGCAUUGAUGAGUACAGCUAUGAUGGAGAAAACUUCUUGUCUUUUGAUGAUAAAGAGUGUCAAUGGGUCGCUCCAUUUGAAGCAGCUCUACCAACCAAGAGAAAAUGGGACAGUGUGCCGAUCCUAAACCAAUACACCAAAGGAUACCUGGAGAAAGAGUGUGUGGACUGGCUCAAAAGAUUCAGAGUAUAUGGAGACGAGAAGCUCAGAAAUGGCUCUCCUCCAGACGUUCAUGUGUUUGCAAAGUCUACCGAAGAUAAAACCAAGCUGAAACUCACCUGUCUGGCCACUGGCUUCUACCCCAAAGACGUGAUGAUGAUCAUUAGGAAAUAUCGCACAUCUCUGCCUGAAGAUGAGAUUGAAUCCACAGGAGUCAGACCAAACCAGGAUGAAACGUUCCAGGAUAUGAAAAGCGUGGAGAUCAAGGAGGAUGAAAGAGCAGAUUAUGAUUGUUUUGUGUCCCACGGAACCCUCAAAGAACCAGUUAUCACCAAAUGGGAUGGAACAUGCAAGGACUGCCUUCCAGACUCUGUUUUUGGAUUGUUUGGAGUAGUGAUUGGAGCAGUGAUUGUAGGUGUGCUUGUGCUGGUAGUUGUUUUUGUCUUAAAGAAGAAAAGGAUAAUUGUUUUCGGAAGGAGAAACAUACGAGAACCUGAUGAAGUCGAUUUGCAUCAGGCUGGUGUCCCUCCACAAGAUGUCUCCAGAAACAGACUGUCAGCUGUGUCUGCAGAACCACUUAUAUAACAAGACGACCUCUGAUACAAAGACAGGAAGAGUCCAAAUGGAAGAUUUGUGGUAUUUGUUAAUGCUAUAAAUAUAAUGAUAAUAAUUAUAUUUUGGAGAGUUUACUUAUGAACAGGUGAAUUAUAUUUAUUCCUUGUUUCUGUCUCAUAUUUUAUCUGGAUGUCUUGAAACACUUUGCUUAAGCGAUUGAGUGAUUGAUGUGAAAGAAAAAUAUUUUAUGUGUUUUCCAGACAUUGACUAUUUCUACCUCUCAGACUGGACACAUUUGCUGUGAUAAAAUAAUGAUCUUGUCUGCUCUAUGAAAAAUUAGAAAUCGUCUUAUAUAAUAUAUAUUCUUGAAUGUCUUACACUGUGAACUAUUUUAAUGUACUGAUGAUUUUACUUGAUUGAUUUUUUGUUUGUUCUUUCACACUGACUUAAUGUAUAUAUGUGCAGGGAAUGGAUUAACGGUGUCAAUGGAUGUCUGUCUCAUACAUUUAGAAUCUUAUUUAUUUAGUUUGUGUUAUACUGCUUACACCUUUAUAAGGCAAAAAUAUAUUUUGUAUGGUUUCACUCAGUGUUUUAAAGUACUGUAUGGUAUGGCUUUUCAUGUAUGGGUAUUGUUUCUGACUUGUUAUGAAUGUCUGCUAAUCAAUAAUUUAACUUGAAAUGGUUUUGCACUUAUUUGAUUGAAAACAGAAAUCUGAUAAAACACACUACCUGUCUUAUUUGUGAAUGUUUAAAGAACAUAAAAAAUAGGACAUACAGACUACCUACCUCUAUUACUUAACCAGAGAAUUGUUUAUCAAGAAAAUUAAUUAAUUAAACCAUUAAUUAUUGUAAUUGUUUAUUGAGUAGUAAAGUUUCUUUACUAAUUUUGUUAUUUUAAAAUCAAUAAAUCAC
This is a messenger RNA of Megalobrama amblycephala (Wuchang bream), 2342 nucleotides long. RefSeq names its product H-2 class I histocompatibility antigen, Q10 alpha chain-like. Gene Ontology annotation, cellular component: external side of plasma membrane. NCBI's taxonomy places the organism in Eukaryota, Metazoa, Chordata, Actinopteri, Cypriniformes, Xenocyprididae. Gene Ontology annotation, biological process: immune response. Bases 108 to 1460 code for a protein of 450 amino acids. The transcript is spliced from 8 exons. The record is from RefSeq and is a predicted model, not a curated record.